Messenger RNA from Osmerus eperlanus (European smelt), 1294 nucleotides. RefSeq names its product C-type mannose receptor 2-like. The coding region runs from base 26 to 967 and encodes 313 amino acids. The transcript has 7 exons. The record is from RefSeq and is a predicted model, not a curated record. NCBI's taxonomy places the organism in Eukaryota, Metazoa, Chordata, Actinopteri, Osmeriformes, Osmeridae.
CAAGGAGGAUCUACACAUACCUACCAUGGAGCAGAAAGGGGUUCAGUCUCUUCUCAUCUCAGGACUGUGUGCUCUCUGCUUGUGCCUUCCGCACGAGUACCACUUUGUCACUGAGCCCAAGACCUGGGCCGAAGCCCAGAGAUACUGCAGAGACAGGCACACCGACCUGGCCACAGUGGAGAGCAUGGCAGACACCGCAAGUCUUCUCUCCGCCCUGGGCCUUUCCCACGACGGCAGGGCUUGGAUCGGCCUGGAGAUGGGAGGGGUUCCGAAGUGGAAGUGGUCCCUCUACCGGGAGGGUGAUACCAUUCUGUGGAGCACAGGGGGAUUCCCUGGCUUUGAACACUGUGUUGUGAUGCACAGUGACGGAGAGGCACACAGCUACUAUUGCGAUGCCAGAUUCCCCUCUGUUUGCUACAAUGAAGCCAGCCAGAGCUAUGCUCUGGUCCCAGAAGUGAUGUCGUGGUGGGAAGCCCAGCGUUACUGCAGGGAUAACCACACAGACCUAGCCAGCGUCACAAACGACGCUCAGAAAAGUGCCGUUGUGGAAGCAGCACAGGAUCACUACGUGUGGACGGGCCUGUUCAGAGACUCCUGGGCGUGGUCUAACCAGAGCCCCUCCUCCUUCAGACAAUGGGCGGAGCCUCAAGCCCCUGUGGAACCAAACACCUGCGCUGCCACGUCCGUGGUGCAUUCUGGGAAAUGGGAGCCGUGGCCCUGUUCCACCAGCCUUCCCUUUCUGUGUUACGGAGCCUCUAGAGGAAAACUGUUUCUUGGGAAGAUGAAGAUUCUCACAGAUAGUGACCUGACUGACCAUGUGGUUUCUGACCGGCUGCUACAACAGAUAAACCAGAUAAUUGCGAACCAGGGUCUGUCUGAUUAUAAACUGCGCUGGAGCGUUCAACCCAAGAUAUCCCUGGAAAAAGAGGAGGUGAAGAAGGAGGAGCCAGGUUUCUGUGGGGCUUGAGGUCUUGAAGGCUCCCUGGACGCCACGCUCCUGACGAUCAAGACGGUGGGGGGUGGUUGUGAUGCCGAUGGUUGUGAUGGUGAUGUCUACGGAAGUGAUGUUGUGAUGACGGUGGUGAUGAAUAUGAUGAUGAGGGUGACACUGUUGUGAUGAUGGUGUGACUAAAGACGAUGGCUGUAAUGGCCCUGUCAUUAUUGUGAUGAUUAUAAUCAGGAGACAUCACUGAAUUAGCAUGCAUCAGAAUCCUAACCCUAACCCUGUAACCCAUAAACAUGUCUGUUAUUUAAAUUAUAGCACCGUUUUAAUGGAAAUAAAACCUUGUUUAAA